ACAAAGAAGAAGAAGACCGCAGUCACUCGGGGCCAAACUCCCAUAUCUGCGGGAUCAGAUCCAGGACUUGUUUAACAGCCUCAGCCUCGUUAUGAUGUUGGAGGAGGAAGGGGCCCCUGGAGAUGGCGAGGUGGAGACCCCCUUUGCUGCAGAGACCUAUGCCGCUGAGGCCAUGGCUGCAGACAUGGACCCCUGGAUUGUGUUUGACUCGAGAAAAACUCCCAGAUCCGAGUUUGAUGGCUGGCUGGAGAGCAACGGGCCCUCUAAAGUAAACCGAUUUGGUGAUGAGGAAGGUGGUGUUAGCCCCGUGGGGUGGAUUGCAGUGCUGGGUCUGAACCACUGCCCCAGCACUGGGGAUGUUUUGGGUCUCCAAGAGAGCUGGGAGAAACUUUUGGCCAGUGGCCGGCCUGCCAGCUUCCAGACAGUAAAGGAGCUGGCUCUGAACCAUGGAGUGCUCACGGGCAAGUGGCUGAUGCACUUGGACGGCGGUUUCAAGUUGGACCAUGCCUGGGAGUGUGUGGCCAGAGCAGCCCUGGAUGGCAAGAUCUCCCUAGUUAAAGUCAGUCCCCUUAAUCCAAAGGGAGAGGGCAAGCAGGUUAUUUGUGCCUAUAACCAGAACUUCACUGACGAGAGCGAGGUUAUAAGGCUGGACUCUGUCAUACGUGCCACAGGGGUCAAAUGCCCGCUCAGCUACAAGCCGGAUGUCUACACAUACCUGGGAAUCUACAGAAACAACCGCUGGAAAAUUUGUCCAACCAUAUACGAGAGCAAAUUUGACCUGGAGUGUGUGCCCCGGCGUUCCCACAUAAUCAACAAAGUCACCAAUCUUGAAGUAACAUAAGCCUUUCUGAACAAGUGGAUUACUUUCAGAACGGGUAAAUGAAGAGGCACUUGGUGAUCCAGUGAGCUGGGUUGUGCAGGACAACUCACUGACAAAUGUGAGUUUUGAAAGCUAGUAGUUGAAGUUCUUCCUUUUGACAAAAAAAGCACUAAAUCUCAUUUUUUUGUUCUCAUGCUGUACUAUUUCCUAAGUGACCUGAACUAUUGUCACAUUUUUUAAAUUGAUUAUAUUGUGUUUGAGUUAGUUUUUGUAUACUUUGUUCGGUUUGUACACAGUAACACUUACCUGAUGGACAGUGUUGCUGAAGAAAUCCUCUAUUUGUAUGCACAGGGGAAAAUUUGCAUCCAACGAAGAAUUUCUUUUUUUACAAUCUACAUUUGUCUUUUUUUUUUCCUUUUAUCUUUUUUGGUAUGUACUGAACCCUGAUAACAGCGUUGCCAAAUAAAAAAAAUCUACUUUUGAAGACCAUCUUAA
Molecule: messenger RNA, 1315 nt
Organism: Centropristis striata (black sea bass)
Lineage: Eukaryota; Metazoa; Chordata; Actinopteri; Perciformes; Serranidae
Gene: c17h11orf68
Product: chromosome 17 C11orf68 homolog
Exons: 2
Coding region: 92-841 (249 amino acids)
Source: RefSeq, a predicted model, not a curated record